CGAUUGGGAGACAUGGCAUGAGAGGCUGUGUCAUGUGAACUUCCCUAUGCUGCAGAAGUUGGUGAAGGAUGGGAGCCUGAAAGGAUUGGAGGUAAAGGGGGGAUUGAAGGAGAUUGGGAGCUGCCCUACAUGCUUGGAGACCAAGUUCUCCAAGUUCCCCUUCAACAGCACUACAGGACCAGCCAAGACCCCACUUGCACUUGUGCACAUGGAUGUGUGGAAGGCGAGUGAGGAUGAGGAGUUCGGGUCCCUGAUUGAAAACGAGACAUGGGACCUGUGUGACUUGCCUCCUGGAAAGAAGGCAAUCACUUCCAAGAUGAUCUACAGGCACAAGUAUGGACCUGAAGGGGAGCUGACCCGCUACAAGUCUAGGCUUGUGGCACGGGGGUUUCAGCAGACAAAGGGGAAGGACUAUGAUGAGGUGUUUGCUCCUGUGGGGAAAGGAACAACACUGAGGGUGCUGUUAGCGAUAGCUGCACUCCUGGGAUGGAAGAUACGGCAGAUGGACAUUGUGACAAUGAGUCCGCUGUGAAGCUCGCCAAGAAUGCUUGUCUGCAUGGGCUGACAAAACACAUAAGGCCUAAGUGGCAUUGGAUGUUGGUAUGGUGGAUGAUGGUUGGCAGCCAGAGGGGGAGAUUGUUGUGUGAUGUCAUCAUAUGCUAUCACAUUCUGUCUGCCUCCCAUCCCAUGUUUUUUCAACUUGCAUGUGUGGUUUGAAUGUGCAAGCAUUUGUGUGUGGUGUGUUCUGGAGUUUGGGAAUGUGUUUUGUG
Molecule: messenger RNA, 770 nt
Organism: Closterium sp. NIES-67
Lineage: Eukaryota; Viridiplantae; Streptophyta; Zygnematophyceae; Desmidiales; Closteriaceae
Source: the annotation of a GenBank genome assembly